Onychostruthus taczanowskii (white-rumped snowfinch) is the source of this 1167-nucleotide messenger RNA. RefSeq names its product transmembrane protein 121B (gene TMEM121B). The record is from RefSeq and is a predicted model, not a curated record. Lineage: Eukaryota; Metazoa; Chordata; Aves; Passeriformes; Passeridae. The coding region runs from base 1 to 1167 and encodes 388 amino acids. The transcript is spliced from 2 exons.
AUGCGGAAGGGGAGCAUCCCCGGGGACAGGGCGGGGGCGCCUUCCUCACCCUCCCGUCCUCGCCCCCCUCCUCCCCUCCCCCGGCAGCGCAGCCUCUCCCCCAGCCCCAGGCGCCGGCGGUGCCGCUGGCCCGGGACCUCGCCGCCGCCGCCGCCGCUGCCGCCGCACGCCGCCGACCGGCAGCCCCUCUUCCAGAGGGGCUCCAGCAGCGGCGGCAGCCGGCGGGGCUCGGGGUCGAGCUCGGGGCGGCGCUGGGGCUUCCAGGCGCUGUCCCUGGUGCUGCUGCUGGGGCAGGGCGCGCUGCUGGACCUCUACCUGAUCGCCGUCACCGACCUGUACUGGUGGCUGCUGCACGGCCCCCCCGGCGGCCGCGGGGCCGGGGGCCGCGGGGCCGGGGUCCCCCCCCGCGGCGGCGACUUCGCCUACGCGCACCUCGCCUGGCUCAUCUACUCCAUCGCCUUCACGCCCAAGGCGGCGCUGAUCCUGGGCACCUCCAUCCUGGAGCUGAUCGAGCUGCGCCUGCCGCUGGGCACCACCGGCUUCCGCAUCACCCUGGCGCUCUCCGCGCCGCUGCUGUACUGCCUGCUGCGGGCCAUCGGCACCGAGGGCGCCGGGCAGCUGCUCCUGCCGCCGCAGCCGCCGCCGCAGCACCGCGCCGCCGCCGCCUUCCUCGCCACCUGCCUCGACCUGCUCGACAGCUUCUCCCUGCUGGAGCUGGUGUUGCAGCCCGGGCGGCCGGCUCCGCUGCCCGCCCCGCUGCGCUACCUGCUCAUCGCCGUCUACUUCCUCUGCCUGGCCUCGCCGGUGCUGUGGCUGUACGAGCUCAGCGCCGCCCGCCCGCCCGGCGCCGCCCGCCUGGCCCUGCACCUCCUGCUGCCCGCCGGGCUGCUGGACGCGCCGCUGCUGGCGCUGCGCUGCCUCCUGCUCCUGCGCUACCAGCAGCCGCUGUCCCUCUUCAUGCUGAAGAACCUCUUCUUCCUGACCUGCCGCGGCCUGGAGGCGCUGGAGACCUGCUGCCUCCUCCGCCCCGCCGCCGCCCCGCCGCCCGCCAAGUACGGCCCGGCCGCCGCCGCCCCCGCCGCCGCCCCGCUGGCCCACGGGCUCUCCGACGUGGACGUGGGGCCCCACGGGUACGUGAACGCCUUGGCGGUCACCGCCCAGGGCUGA